Messenger RNA from Hippocampus comes (tiger tail seahorse), 545 nucleotides. Its product is annotated as FAD-dependent oxidoreductase domain-containing protein 2-like. Lineage: Eukaryota; Metazoa; Chordata; Actinopteri; Syngnathiformes; Syngnathidae. The record is from RefSeq and is a predicted model, not a curated record. The annotation marks the transcript as partial. The transcript is spliced from 2 exons.
UUUAAACCUCUUGUUCAACAGGUAAUGGAUUCCUGCCUUCUAUGUUUGAUCUUCUCCCUUGUCACCGGUGUGGCCAAAUGCAUUGAAGAUGAUCACCGGGUUAAUGGCACUCACCAUCAUGACUAUUGCAUCCUUGGCGCUGGGCCUGCCGGACUGCAGAUGGGCUACUUCCUCUCCAAAGCCAAAAGAGACCACAUCAUCUUGGAGAGAAACUCUGGACCUGGGAGUUUUUUUCACAAAUAUCCCCGGCACAGAAAGCUCAUCAGCAUCAAUAAGAUCCACACUGGACGGCAGAACCGAGAGUUUAAUCUCCGCCAUGAUUGGAACUCGUUGUUGAGCGAUAAACCAGAGCUCCUGUUCCGGCAAGUCAGCAGGGACUUUUACCCGCCGGCUGAUGCCUUCCCACGCUACCUUUCCAUGUAUGAGAUGGAGCUCGGGCUGAGGGUCCAGUAUGGUGUGGAUAUUCGAAGGAUCAGGGCAGUGGUGGCAUCCAGCGGAAGACGUUAUGUCCUAACUGAUCAACAUGCAAAGGAAUACACGUGCAG